ACAAGUAACAGUUGGACACGGCCUGGCUGAACGGCGCCCUCUUUCAGAAAUCUGGUUUGGAAAACAGAACAAAUGGCGGUUGACAGCUCGAGAACUGCUAUUCGAUUCGAGUGUAGGCGUGACAAACGAUCGGUCAUAUGAGCGUCAGUAGCGCCAUGUUACCGGGAAACCUCGGCCGCUCGUGAGGAUUUUGUAAAGGGAUGGCACCGCCGAAGUACAUUAUAAACAGCAAGGUGCUGAAUUAGGCUAUGGUUUGCCUUGAUACGUAACGACGGUUAACAGAGCAAUCAAUCAGUUGAUUGAUUAACCUGAAUGACUGUCAUCUAUUUGUCAGGUAGCAGCAGCGCUUCCCAGACCAUCUCCCCCCUAGCCAGCUACUCCACCAAACCUUCAGCCCAGGCCCAAGCCCAGCCAUGACAGCCAAGUCGUCCCUGCUCAAGGUGAUCCUCCUGGGGGAUGGCGGCGUGGGCAAGUCCUCUCUCAUGAACCGCUACGUCACCAACAAGUUUGACACGCAUCUCUUCCACACCAUUGGCGUGGAGUUCCUAAACAAGGAGCUGGAGGUGGACGGGCGCACCGUGACGCUCCAAAUCUGGGACACGGCGGGCCAGGAGCGCUUCCGCUCGCUCCGGACACCUUUCUACCGUGGCUCCGACUGUUGUCUCCUAACCUUCAGCAUGGAUGACAACCAGAGCUUCCACAAUCUCAACAACUGGAAGAAGGAAUUUGCCUACUACGCUGAUGUCAAGGAACCUGAGAAGUUCCCAUUCGUGAUCCUGGGUAAUAAGUUGGAUGUGCCAGAGAGGCAGGUUUCGGGCGAGGACGCCCGCCAGUGGUGCCGCGAGAACGGCGGCCACCCGUACUUUGAGACAAGCGCCAAGGACUCGACCAACGUGGUGGCGGCUUUUGAGGAGGCGGUGAGGAGGGUGCUGGCGCAGGAGGAAGGGGGGGAGCACCUCAUCCCGACGGACACAAUGGACCUGCACAGGAAGCCGCGCUCUGGCGCCUCCUGCUGCUGAGAUGUAGGGGUGAUUACCUUUAUUUGACUCUUAAAGGCCCAAUGAAGCUGUUUAUCUCAAUUUAAAAUGGGCAAAAAUUGAUUUUUAGCAAAAAACUAUUUCUCAAGCAAGAAUAUGGCUAAGACUGGGAAAACUAGCUGUUAUUGGAAGAGGGGUUUGGAACUGUCUUUGUUAUUGGUCUAUUAACCAAUCAACCGCAUAGUGAUGUCACCAUGGAAAGCUGAAACUCCUGCCCAUGCAAACCUGCUGAUUAUAAUGUCCUGUGUAGAUUGUAUUUUCAACCACCAACUAUCAGGAAAUAAACUGAUCACAUUUUUUCACAGUU
This is a messenger RNA of Oncorhynchus masou masou (cherry salmon), 1344 nucleotides long. RefSeq names its product ras-related protein Rab-9A-like. Lineage: Eukaryota; Metazoa; Chordata; Actinopteri; Salmoniformes; Salmonidae. The record is from RefSeq and is a predicted model, not a curated record. Bases 414 to 1019 code for a protein of 201 amino acids. Gene Ontology annotation, molecular function: GTP binding; GTPase activity. Gene Ontology annotation, cellular component: phagocytic vesicle; late endosome; lysosome. Gene Ontology annotation, biological process: Rab protein signal transduction; retrograde transport, endosome to Golgi. The transcript is spliced from 4 exons.